Messenger RNA from Phragmites australis (common reed), 593 nucleotides. RefSeq lists its product as uncharacterized. The record is from RefSeq and is a predicted model, not a curated record. Lineage: Eukaryota; Viridiplantae; Streptophyta; Magnoliopsida; Poales; Poaceae. Bases 111 to 587 code for a protein of 158 amino acids. The transcript is spliced from 4 exons.
UGCGGUCAUACCCCUGUUCUACUCCAUCAUAGGGCCCACUCAUCAUUGUUGUUUUGAUUGGUAGCUUGUGGAGAAGCGAGCGAUGUGAGAAGGCGAGCAGUUUCAUUUCAAUGCACUGUGUUCUCCUUCUACGAGGAGCGAAAAACAGAAGCAAGGAGGAGGGGUUGUACUGGAAGGUUUUGAUCCAGCAAGGAUCGAAAAAUAGAAACAUGGGAGGAGGGGUUGUACUGGAAGACUUGGUAAAUCAGCAGCAGGAGGCAUAUAUGUACUCAUCCUGGAUGAUGAGGAACUCGACUAGGCACGGAGGAGUUCGAUCUGCUUGUUUGGGAAACCUGGAUCUCGGGUUGAGGAGCUCAGCCCUAUCAAUUCAAGCGAUGAGAAGCUCGAUCCCCUCAGGAGGGCAUCAAUUUGAGUCUCGAGCACUCGUUCCCCGCAUGAGGUCGUCGAUUUGGGUAUUGGUGGGAGCAGCACUGCAGCUUGCCUAUAUGGUUGUACUAAUUUGCUUCUCUGGUUGCUCAAUUUGCUUCAAAAUUUGUAUUGAUGUGCUUUUUCGUUCUGAAUAUGCACAUCAAGUGGUGUUUUUCUGAUUUUCA